CAAGUCCCUCGGGCCUCCUGGGCAGGUCACCGGGCCGGAGGAUUUGGCGGAAUUGGCCCAGGAGGUGCCGCAUGGCAGCGCCUGCACUCGCCUGCACUUGCCUGCACUUGCCUGCAGCCCGGUGCUGGUUCCUGAUUGCUGAACGGUCAGGUACCGGCCGCCCGGACCACGCAUACUGCCCCUUGCGGACUAGCGGCCAGUUGCUAUUUGGUUUUUUUGCCUUUCGUUUCCAUUGCCCCUUCGUCCCUUCUGCGCGCAUUGGCGGUACCUUGGGUACAUGCGCUCUUGCAGUCAUCGAGUCCAGUAACACAAUCACUGGAACGGAGCCUUCGCUGACCGGCCCGGAUCACCGGCUGGCGCCUGGACCGGUGACGAGAGAAGCUGGAAUCGAAAAGAUUCGAGAAGCAGCGGAGCUGGCCCAGCACACGGGGACGACGGAGAGGCCCGGCGCAGGGGGCUCCAGUUCUGGGCCUGGCUGGCCCACCGGGGGAGGGGCGGCGGCGCAGGUCACCAGCCAAGUACCGUCGCGUACCGGCAGGCAAGUGACGGCCUUGGGGAAGCCAGAGGGAUGCGGGCAAGAGUCACGAAGCGAUGCGAAUCCGCAAGCCGAAUUACUUAAAAGGCAGCGUCGCCGGUUGCGUUGCUCUCCUGGAAAGGCGCCUGUGAGCAUCAGCAUCAGCAUCACUUCCAUCUUUACUCCCAUCACGGCCCGUCAGCUGCGCCAAUUGGAUCGCAGUCCGUCGCCGCUCCUUAUCACCAACUCCCCUCUCCCGCCUCAAGCUGCGGAUUCAGCCCGGGCAGCUGUUCCUCGCUCCGUCUGUCGCCACCAAGCAAUCCUCAGGGGACGGCAGCAGAAACGACAGAAAGACCAAGACGGACGUCGUACCAGUAAGGCAAAACCCCCCCCAGCCCAGAAACGGUGGAAUCAAGCACGAGCUGGCGCGGAGCUCUGGAGCACAGCUACUAGAAGCAGCGCCGCGGCACUCGGCACUGCCGAAGCUGUCAGCUCCCGCCUAACGCCAGAUAAUUGGGGAGAGAGAAGAUCAAGGAACCAGAGUUGGCUGCAAGCAAUGGGCUAA
Trichoderma citrinoviride is the source of this 1079-nucleotide messenger RNA. RefSeq lists its product as hypothetical. The record is from RefSeq and is a predicted model, not a curated record. The transcript has 4 exons. Lineage: Eukaryota; Fungi; Ascomycota; Sordariomycetes; Hypocreales; Hypocreaceae. The coding region runs from base 72 to 1079 and encodes 335 amino acids.